GCCGCCCUUACAAGCAGCCCACUCAGCCCACUUUUGAAUAUCUGUAAGCCGGUUGGAGCGAGGAGACGCAUGACUUCUUGGGACACUUGCUGAUGUUACUUUCAUUGACUCCCAAUGACCAUGAAUAAGAACAGGCCUGCAGCCCUACAGAAAAAGAGGAAAGAUUUUAUACCUUACUUUUUAGGAUUUGUUAUAUUCUUGUAUUGCACCGUCCAUCUUGUAUCACUCACAGCAGAAGCAGCAAAGGAAACCCCUUCACUCAGGGUGCGUCGGGCUCUUGAGAAUGAGACUGAAUGCAUCUCAUCCCAGUCCUCCGAAUUCCCCGACGGCUUCUUCACGGUGCAGGAGAGGAAGGACGGAGGCCUCGUCAUUUAUUUCAUGGUCAUCUUCUACAUGCUCCUGGCGGUCGCAAUAAUCUGCGACGAUUACUUUCUGCCUUCCUUGGAAGUGAUCAGCGACCGCCUGGGACUGUCUCAGGAUGUAGCAGGAGCCACAUUUAUGGCCGCUGGGAGUUCUGCACCCGAACUGGUCACAGCCUUUCUGGGUGUGUUCGUGACAAAGGGAGACAUCGGGGUGAGCACCAUCGUGGGGUCAGCGGUCUACAACCUGCUGGGAAUCUGCGCAGCAUGUGGACUCUUGGCCCCGUUGGCCGGGCGCCUCACCUGUUGGCCCCUGUUCAGGGACUGCUUGGCGUACGGCAUCAGUGUUUCUGCCGUCAUUGCCAUCAUUUCCGAUAACAAAGUCUACUGGUACGACGCCGCGUCCCUGCUGCUGAUCUACGGCGUCUACAUCGUGGUGCUGUGCUUCGACCUCCGCGUCAGCGAGUUCGUCCUCCGGAGGCUGAGCCCCUGCUGCACCUGUCUGGGCGGAGGCUCGGGCGAGAAGGCCGAGACGCAGCCGCUGGUGGGCUGGAGCGACGACACCAACCUGCGGGUGCACAGUCGCUCCAGGACCGACAGUGGGAUCUUCCAGGACGACUCGGGCUACUCCCACCUGUCCCUCAGCCUGCACGGCCUCAAUGAGAUUCCUGAAGCCGAGCACAAAAGUGUGUUCGCCGUGCCGGAGAGCGACCUGAAACGGAUCCUCUGGGUUCUGUCCCUGCCCAUCAUCGCUCUGCUGUUCCUGACCGUCCCGGACUGCAGGAGAAGGUUCUGGAAAGGAUGGUUCAUGGUGACCUUCUUCAUGUCGGCCGUGUGGAUCUCGGCUUUCACUUACGUCAUGGUGUGGAUGGUGACGGUCGUCGGCGAGACCCUCGGCAUCCCCGAUACAGUGAUGGGACUCACUCUCCUUGCUGCUGGAACCAGUAUACCAGACACCGUCGCCAGUGUGAUGGUGGCCAGAGAAGGGAAAGCAGACAUGGCCAUGUCAAACAUCGUGGGCUCCAAUGUUUUCGACAUGCUGUGCCUGGGCCUGCCUUGGUUCAUCAAGACCGCCUUCGUGGACACCAACAACCCGGUAGAGGUCAACAGCACGGGGCUGGUCUUCAUCUCCGCCACGCUGCUCCUCUCCAUCGUCUUCCUCUUUGUGUCCGUUCACAUCAACGGGUGGAGGUUGGACUGGAAGUUGGGACUCGUUUCGCUCUUCUGCUACAUCGCCUUCGCCACUCUGUCCAUCCUCUACGAGCUCGGGAUCAUUGGGAAUAAUCCCAUCAAACUGUGCGGCGACUGAGGCGUGACCUCGCCAGGGGGCGGAAGCCACAAGGACUUAAAACGGUGAGGUCUAAGGAAACAUGUUCCCGCUCACUCACACACACACACACACACACACACACACACACACACACACACGGGGCUGGUCGUGCCUUUGCGAGACGCGUGCUGGUCACCUCUCAUGAAGAGGAUCAUCUCAAAAACCUACGCAUUCAACGGAUUGAGAAAGUCUGACCAAACUCGACUGGAGCCACCGCUGCGUUUAAAUAUUUCCAGGACUGACGAGGCAGAGUAAAGCAAUAAAAAGGUGUCAACUAAACGUGUAUCCUUGUCCCUUCUUUUAAUGUGGGUCACUCUAAACAAGUCUAUACGACAGAGCUCAACUGAUAAGCUUAUAUGAGCAUGACUUUAUGGCUUGCCAUGAAGAUGGAAAUUAACAACAACAACAAAAAACUCUGCACCUGUCGUUAUCUAAAAAGUAGAACGGAACUAUGAUAAAAUGGGAUGACAUGGGAUAAAAUGAUCUUGGAGCUCUGCCAAUCUAAAAAGCCCGUGUUUCAU
This is a messenger RNA of Pungitius pungitius (ninespine stickleback), 2210 nucleotides long. RefSeq names its product solute carrier family 24 member 5 (gene slc24a5). Gene Ontology annotation, biological process: melanocyte differentiation; intracellular calcium ion homeostasis; calcium ion transmembrane transport. The record is from RefSeq and is a predicted model, not a curated record. Gene Ontology annotation, cellular component: membrane; trans-Golgi network. NCBI's taxonomy places the organism in Eukaryota, Metazoa, Chordata, Actinopteri, Perciformes, Gasterosteidae. Bases 115 to 1668 code for a protein of 517 amino acids. The transcript has 9 exons. Gene Ontology annotation, molecular function: calcium channel activity; calcium, potassium:sodium antiporter activity.